AUGACCCGCAAAGUCGGCCGCGGUGCACUCCUCACAUCAAAUCUCCCUCAGCUUCAGAACUUAAUAAAGAGAGAUCCUGUAUCAUACAGGGAUGAAUUUCUGCAGCAAUGGGGCCACUACGACUCGAUUAGAAGGAUAUUUGCUUUGAAACCGGACGAUAAUGCGCAAGCAGAGAGGUUUAGGGAGCUUGUGACAUUCAUAUCUCAUGUCGCACAAUGCUUUCCAAAAGAGACCGCCGAUUUCCCUUCGCAUUUGUCCGAGCUAUUAUUACAGAAUUAUUCGACCCUCACUCCCGAUACACGUAAAACUCUGGUAUCAAACCUAGUAAUGUUAAGGAAUAAGGAUGUUAUCUCAUCCGUCGAACUCCUUAAAUCACUCUUUCCGCUUCUCCCUAAAACCACAUCCUCAUCUCUCCGAAGCUUCAUUCGCAAAACUAUCUUGACUGACAUCCGAACUGCUAAUCAAAAGACCAAGAAUCACAAACUUAAUCGAGCCGUACAGGCAAUGCUUUUUGGUAUGGUCGAGCGUGGCAUGGAUGGAGAAGUGCAAGGUGAUAAGGGUAAACUCAGAAGCAAGCCUGUGGGAGAGCGGGAGACUGGUGAGGAAGCCAUGUGGGCUAUUAUGGUCGCGAAGGAACUCUGGAAGAAGGGUGUCUGGAACGACGCCAAGACUGUAUCGAUUGUUGAGUUGGGAUGUUUCCAUCCUGUAACCAAAGUACAGAGCGCAUCAUUACACUUCUUUUUGGGAAGCGACGAAGAGGCUCAAGAUAGCGACGAAGAAGAAGAUGAGGGGCCAGAUAUGAAGGCACUCCAACAUAAGCGGACGAUCAACAAAAAGACUCGAAGUGGUGAAAAGAAGAUCGCAAAAAGUGCUAAACAGGCAAAGAAAAAACAAAGAGCUAAAGCUAGCGAUGAGUCCAAAGCAAAUUUUACUGCACUUCAGCUCUUGAACGACCCCCAAACAUUUGGCGAAAAACUCUACGACUUAUUGAAUAAAUAUGGCAUUCGAGUCAUGGGCGCGCAUAAACUCUGCGUGCUUUCAUUCUACUCGUUCAUUGUCAAGUACCUCACAUACCACCAAUUACGAGUAACAUCCAUCCUAGUUGCCCUUGCUCAAUCCACACACGACCUCACACCUCCCGAUGUCCUAGAACCCGUCAUUCGAAAGAUCGCUCAUGAAUUUGUCCAUCCGGGUGUUGGGCCCGAAGUCAUUGCCGCCGGACUCAACUCGAUUCGUGAAGUCGCACGACGACAACCGUGGAAUGUUGAAGCGCCGGGAGAGAGGGAAGAGCGCCAGCAUGGGGAUGAAGACUGGGUCUGGACCAUUACCGUUUGGUUACUCGAGGAGCAUUUGGAAAACAAAAACACUGGGGACUCGGAUGCUGGUUCCGAUGCUGGCUCUGAAGAUGGUGACGGUUGGGACGGUUGGGAUGUUGAAUCCGACUCGGACGAGUCUUCAUCGGCAUCCGAGGGCUGGAUCGAUGUGGAGUCUGAUAGCGAGGAGUUGGAUGUUAGCGACAGUGACGACGAAGAGGACAAGAAGAAAAAGAAGAAAGGCAAACAGGAGGAGUCAGAGGACGAGAAUGAUGAGGAACUCGGACCGGACUCCGAGCAAAAGUCCGAAGAGACGCGGGUGUCCACUCUGGCAACGACUAAAAUCCUCACUCCUGCGGAUUUUGCACUUUUAAACGAACUUCGCAUCAAAGCAGCAACCAAAGAGGCCGAAUCCGGUGGAGGGUCCGCAGCCAAGCGAAAAUUGGCGGUACUGGAGGCCCAGAAAAAGGCCAACGCUCAAAACCCUGGUGACGUGUUUUUGUCCGAGGGUGACAUUGAAGGACCCCGCAAGAAAGCCAAGGCAGACUACGAAGAACGUAUGGCAUCUAUUCAAAAGGGACGUGAGGGACGUGAGAAGUUUGGUUCAGCCAAGGGCAAGAAGAAGAAGGACGUACCAAGCAGCUCGACAAAUCGUGAAAAGGCCAGGAACAAGCCGUUGAUGAUGAUCCUCGCAAGUGGAGCAGUGAGGAGCAAGAAGAAAGCUAGUUUGAGAGAUAAGCAGAAGAAGCUUCGUGCGCAUAUAGACCGGGCGAAGAAAGCCAAGUAA
Molecule: messenger RNA, 2100 nt
Organism: Rhizoctonia solani
Lineage: Eukaryota; Fungi; Basidiomycota; Agaricomycetes; Cantharellales; Ceratobasidiaceae
Exons: 11
Coding region: 1-2100 (699 amino acids)
Biological process (GO): ribosomal large subunit export from nucleus; ribosomal large subunit biogenesis
Cellular component (GO): nucleolus
Source: RefSeq, a predicted model, not a curated record